AUGAAGGGAAUUGCUCUUCUUGCGCUUUUUGGUGCUGCGCUAGCUCAUCCAGCAGGCCUUUGGUGGGGUACCGACGUCUGCUACACCAGUCCAGACAAUACCGACAAUCAGUGCUCGGAUGUUCAGCGGAAAGGCUUUGACUUGUCUGAGCUCGCAAACGGUGACAAUUGGAGCUUUGAGGGCUUCCACUUCGUUGGGCUCGAGCCCAAGAAUGGCUGUCAGGGGGCACUUGUCUUUGGGGGAAAGCUCUCUCGUGAUAACGACUGGACAAUCAAGAUUUCCGCCGCUGAUGCUCCAUUCUCAAUCCGAAACUUCCAUCUUUCAACUUCCCGAAAUACUGAUGUCUUCAUCAUCUACAAGAUGCCUGAUGGUUCUUCCUGUCAUCAUGUCACAUCGAGCUGGUACAAGGGAACUGAUGUCGCCAACGACCAGUGUGGCGGUGCUGUCUCAGUUGAGUUCACGCUUCCCGAAGAGAGCAAGUUCGGCGAUUGUGAUCUAGAGAUUCAUCAGAUCGACUUUGACUGUUCUACUGGAUCCAAGCCCCCAGGUCACACUGUCCUUGUCCCCUCCCACUCUCACACUGAGCCCAGUCCAAGCUCGACUACCUCUCUGCCUCCUUUCCAUUGGACCUCGCAGGAGGUUUCUACGACUAGCCACUCUACCCAGCAGAUGACGACAUCCACAGUCUGGACUACUGAGGAGAUCACCAUCACCAAAUGUGCACCAACCGUCACUAACUGUCCUGGCCAUUCGACUGUUUUGAUUACCUCUACAUAUCCAUUGUCAACCACAGUCUGCCCGUCUACUCCCGUGGAAACGAAACCUAGCACAACAACUCCUCACGGUCAUUCGGAUCCCCCGACUACUAGCCACUCUUCCCAGCGGAUGACGACUUCCACAGUCUGGACUACUGAGGAGAUCACCAUCACCAAAUGCCCACCGACAGUUACUAACUGCCCUGGUCAUUCGACUGUAUUCAUUACCUCAACAUAUCCGUUGUCAACCACAAUCUGCCCUUUUAAGCCCGUGGAAACAGAACCUAGCACAACAUCAUCUCGUGUUGAGCAUUCGCAUCCCCCGAUCACGAGCUCCAUCAGCACCACGACCGGCACCGUGCCCAGCCCACCUGCUAUUACUGCGCCCUGCCCCAACGUGGUACCCAAGUGUCUCAACACAUGGCUCUCCAUUCCAAAGUGCGACUCCAACAGCGACGCCGCAUGCUUCUGUCCAUCCACUGAAUUCACAGACAAAGUUAGCGGGUGCAUUCGGGCCUGGAGCACCUCCAAGAAGGAGGAAGGUUCCGCCCUUGCUUUCUUCGCUGGCAUCUGCGCCCCCUUCGUGCCAGAGAACCCUGCUAUUGUAGAUAUCGCAACAACCUGCACUUCUUCGGACCCCGUUCCUAAGACCACUGCUGUUCCCCAAAUCACCGGCAAUACACGUACGCUCGUUGAGACUGUCGUUGUAGCCACGUCCGUCCCCCAGGCUCCUUGUACCACCAUCAGCUGGGCCUCUCAUACGGCAACUGUUCCGCUCGUUGGGUUCAGCACUGUCACUUGUUCCUCUACAACCUCUGUGGAUCUGGUCGUUGUUACUACAGCCAGUCCUCCUUCUAAGACCGGCCACCAUGCGCACGCGUCGUCCUCCAAGAUGACAACUAGCUGCAAAACCCACACCACAUCUCUUCUUACACCGACUGCUCCCAAGACGACUGUUACAAAGCCAACAGCAUCCAGGCCAACUGAAACUGUCAUUUACGGCAAUGUUGGGUCGAAACUACCUUUGUGUAAUUUCUGGGCUUUUGGUGUUGUCCUUUUGGCGCUUUUCUUCUAA
Penicillium mononematosum is the source of this 1830-nucleotide messenger RNA. RefSeq lists its product as uncharacterized. Bases 1 to 1830 code for a protein of 609 amino acids. NCBI's taxonomy places the organism in Eukaryota, Fungi, Ascomycota, Eurotiomycetes, Eurotiales, Aspergillaceae. The transcript is spliced from 3 exons. The record is from RefSeq and is a predicted model, not a curated record.